CAGCACUGCCUUCUGGGUAAGCUGUGUCUGAAAAAUUUGAAGAGCGCCUGCGUGCGUUCCGUCUUUCCUUUUGCCUUGUUGCAGCCAAGGAAGCAACAUGGGGCACCAGCAGCUUUACUGGAGCCAUCCGAGAAAAUUCGGCCAGGGUUCUCGUUCUUGCCGCGUCUGCUCAAACCGGCACGGUCUGAUCCGGAAAUACGGCCUCAAUAUGUGCCGCCAGUGUUUCCGCCAGUACGCGAAAGACAUCGGCUUCAUUAAGUUGGACUAAGUGUGAACUUCUUGAAUGGGUCAUCACGCAUAUCUACCUUCCUCAGAAACAAUACUAACUCUUUGUAUAUAAAAUAAAAAAUUUAAAACUUCA
Messenger RNA from Lagenorhynchus albirostris (white-beaked dolphin), 361 nucleotides. It is a transcript of the gene RPS29, whose product is annotated as ribosomal protein S29. Gene Ontology annotation, biological process: translation. The transcript is spliced from 3 exons. NCBI's taxonomy places the organism in Eukaryota, Metazoa, Chordata, Mammalia, Artiodactyla, Delphinidae. Gene Ontology annotation, cellular component: ribosome; cytosolic small ribosomal subunit. The record is from RefSeq and is a predicted model, not a curated record. Gene Ontology annotation, molecular function: zinc ion binding; structural constituent of ribosome. Bases 98 to 268 code for a protein of 56 amino acids.